AGAUUUUUGACAGAUGUAAGUUUUUCAAUGCAGGGACAUUAAUUAAAGAAAUAGCAAGUAAAUAUAUAUAUAUUUGAAAAACAAUUGUCAUCAGUUUUCUGCAAAUUCUAGCCCGUAGUUCUCAUCGGAAACACAAUAUUGGAGGCAUUUUAAAUAUUUUGGCCAUCUGGCCACAUAUUUUCCUGGACGGCAGUGCAAUCUGGCAGCUUUGUCAAGGAAGCUACUUGGAGUUCUUAGGACCCCCCUGUGUACGAUGGCUGCCCAGAUGCUGAGUAGCCUCCAAAGUGAUGCCCGGCAGAAGCUUGAGAGUGGCACUUACUCUCUGAUGCAGGCGCCACUCGUCAUGGCCGUAGACAGCACAAACCAGGUUUAUUUACACAAGGAUGGACCUAACCAAGAUGUGGUCAAAUGUCUCCAGGGCCAGGAUGACUGGUCCAGCGACAAAGUUCUGACCCCGAAGCUGAAAGCCUCGAGUUUCGGGGACUAUGACUUCUCGCUGGGGUUGAUCCCCUCGAUUUAUUUUGAGUCAAGGGAGAAAUUUGAUUCUCUUUACUCGCAGGAAUGGCAAGAUGCUGAACCAUUUGAUCCAAACAAGACUGUGGAGACUGUUGAAAAAAUUCCUUUUGAAGAAGCUCUGAAACAGCUGACGGUGACGCUGUCCUGCAAUAUGGAGUAUUAUUUGGCUAACCGGGAUGAAAUGGAGCAGGAUUUAGGGCGCAAGCUGGACAGUUUCAAUGCAGAAGAUGAGAGUUUCAUGAAGAGGUUAGAACGAGAGCUUUUCUACAACCAAGUCAUCAAGAUAGUCGGUGAGAGCGAGGAUGACGACAAGGCAACCUGUUCAGUGAUGCUCAAGGACUUCAAGAAUUUGUUUUAUGAUGGUAAUGACACAUACGCGACGGCAAGACGAGGUGACCAUUACCUCAUAUUCCAACACGCCACCUCAUAGGAAAGCUAUAGGUGUCACCUCAUAGGAAGGUUAUAGGUGCCACCUCAUAGGAAGGUUAUAGGUUUAGAAACUAAUCAAGUGAUAAUUGGAGCUGUGCUGCUGAGAGAGCUGGCGCUAAAAUAAAGGUCACAAAAAAGACUAUUCGAAUUUUUUAACUAUAACAAUGUAUCUUUUGUAUGUGUAAAGCUUAUGUUAUUUCUUGUGUUCUGUUCUGGUAUGUUUCUUUUAUUCUGGGGUAAGUUGACCGAUUAAACUUUGUUGAGAAAUAUCUUCACAUCUUUGAAGCUUUCA
Molecule: messenger RNA, 1237 nt
Organism: Hyalella azteca
Lineage: Eukaryota; Metazoa; Arthropoda; Malacostraca; Amphipoda; Hyalellidae
Exons: 2
Coding region: 254-946 (230 amino acids)
Source: RefSeq, a predicted model, not a curated record